Drosophila obscura is the source of this 2082-nucleotide messenger RNA. Its product is annotated as arylsulfatase B. The transcript has 6 exons. Bases 195 to 1982 code for a protein of 595 amino acids. NCBI's taxonomy places the organism in Eukaryota, Metazoa, Arthropoda, Insecta, Diptera, Drosophilidae. The record is from RefSeq and is a predicted model, not a curated record.
CCGUUAAGUUGCCCCGAAGCCCCAGAGAGAGAUCCACACCAUCCAUCCAGCUCCAACGCGGUGUGCAGGCAAUCGUGGGUGGAAUUAGCGUGCAAGAAACUGCCUGAUAAGUCUAUUGUGCUUUUGCGUUUGUUGUGCUAUCGUUCGCUGUGCUUUCGCCUGUCUGUCCGGCGCUAUAUUCCAUUUAUGGCGCCAUGGCGAUGUCAACUGAUCUGAAACAAAGGGGAAAUAUCAACGGAAAUGUGUCGAUCAUUUUGCUGUUAACUGCCGGAUUAGCCAUUACUCUAGCGAAUAGUCAAGAUGCGAGAUCCUCCGGUAAACCGCACAUCAUCAUCAUAAUGGCUGAUGAUUUGGGCUUCGACGAUGUGAGCUUUCGGGGCUCCAAUAACUUUCUCACGCCCAAUAUCGAUGCCUUGGCAUAUAGCGGCGUGAUUCUCAACAAUCUGUACACCGCCUCCAUGUGCACUCCGAGCCGGUCUGCUCUCCUCACUGGAAAAUAUCCCAUUAACACAGGCAUGCAGCACUAUGUGAUCGUGAAUGAUCAGCCCUGGGGUCUGCCACAGAACGAGAAGACAAUGGCGGAGAUCUUCCGGGAGAACGGCUACUACACCAGUCUCCUGGGCAAGUGGCAUCUGGGGAUGUCGCAGCGCAACUUUACGCCCACACAGCGGGGCUUCGAUCAUCAUCUGGGCUACUUGGGAGCCUAUGUGGACUACUACGAUCAGACCUACCAGCAAAAUGGAAAGAACUACGCGAGAGGACAUGACUUCCGCCGGAAUCUAAACGUCACCCACGACCAGGUGGGCCACUACGUGACCGACGUGCUCAGCGACGCAGCCGUCCAGCUGAUCGAGCAGCACAGCACCAGCAACAGCAGCCAGCCGCUCUUCCUGCUCCUCAGCCACUUGGCUCCGCAUGCGGCCAACGACGACGAUCCCAUGCAGGCCCCCGCCGAGGAACUGGCCAAGUUCGAGUACAUCCGAAACGUGACCCAUCGCUACUACGCUGCCAUGGUCUCACGGCUGGACAGGAGUGUGGGGCGAGUCAUCGAUGCCCUGGCCCGCCAGCAGAUGCUGCAGGACAGCAUUGUGCUCUUCCUGUCGGAUAACGGCGGACCCACAAUGGGGGACCAUUCGACGACGGCCUCUAACUAUCCCUUGAGAGGCCAAAAGAACUCUCCCUGGGAGGGAGGUCUGCGCUCCUCUGCGGCCAUCUGGAGCACCGAGUUCGAGCGGCUGGGCACCGUGUGGAAGCAGCAGACCUACAUUGGCGACCUUCUGCCGACACUCGCCGCUGCAGCGGGCAUAACGCCAGAUCCAGACCUGCACUUGGACGGAAUGAAUCUCUGGCCAGCCCUCAAGUACGGCUACGAGUCGUUGGAGCGAGAGAUCGUCCACAGCAUCGACACGGAUCCGGCAGCACCCUAUCUGGCCUACACCCGCGGCAAGUGGAAGGUGGUGAACGGCACCACCAGCGCGGCCCUCUUCGACGGCUGGCUGGGCGAGCGGAUAACUCAAGAAGUGGAUCCCCGAUCCGCCAACUACGAGGCGCUGAUCCGCAACACCAGCGUCUGGCAGCACCUCCAACUGCUGAUGGGGAGUCAGAGUGAGCGCAACAUCAGCAGUAUACGGCAGCAGGCCCAGAUCGAGUGCCCGAAGCCCCCGGCCGCAACCAAGCCAUGUCUGCCGCUGCUGGCCCCCUGUCUCUUCGACAUCGAUGCGGAUCCCUGCGAGCGGAAUAACCUGUACGAAGAGUACCGCAACACGACCAUCCUUCUAGACUUGCUGCAACGCAUCGAGCAGUUUGCAAGGCAAGCGCAUGCUCCGAACAACAAGCCCGAUGAUCCGCAGUGCGAUCCACGCUUUUAUCACAACGAGUGGACCUGGUGGCAGGACGAACAGGCCUCGGGUGCAGGCAUCAUGUUGAGCGUAAAAUCGUUCUCUUUUCUCAUAGUAUUUGUAUGCAUUUGUUGGUUGUUUUAAAUUGGGUAAGUGUUUUCGGAAUAUUUACAUGGGAUAUGCCAACUAUUUUCUAUACAUUUCCGCUGACAUCUGGCCCAAAAUACAAUCCGAUAAGAAAUGC